CAAACAGCCGCGGAGUGAAAGGGAAGAAAGGGCUGCCCACGCUGCUUGCCGUGACCCGGAAGUGAUCCUCUCAUUCUCCUCCCCUCCACGGUUAAGAAAGGAGAAGGGCGGCUCGGUCUGGCCCGGCAUGCCUUGGGCUUCCGGUGCCCUCUGGCCCUUUUCUGUCGUAGCCUCCUGCUUCCUAGCGUGCUCGCCAGCUCUCAGCCUUCCCUCCCUCCCUCCCUCCGCGUUCCCCCCGCACGCUAACCGGUGACUGUGGCGCCCGCGACCCGCGGAGAGGCGGUGGCGGAGGACGCUCGUCAUGGCCGCCUCUAAGCCUGUAGAGGCGGCGGUGGUAGCCGCGGCCGCGUCCGGUUCCGGGAGUGGGGUGGGCGGCGGCGGCGCGACCGCGGGCCCGGGCACAGGGGGCCUGCCGCGAUGGCAGCUGGCGCUGGCGGUCGGGGCGCCCCUGCUGCUGGGCGCGGGUGCCAUGUACCUGUGGAGCCGGCAGCGACGGCGCAGAGAGGCCGGGGGUCGAGGCGACGCCGGCGGUCUUAAGCGCAACAGUGAACGGAAGACCCCGGAGGGCAGAGCCAGUCCGGCCCCGGGCAGCGGACACCCCGAAGAUCCCGGUGCCCACUUGGAAAUGAACUCUCUUGAUAGAGCCCAAGCAGCCAAGAACAAAGGCAACAAGUAUUUUAAAGCAGGGAAAUAUGAACAAGCUAUUCAGUGCUAUACGGAGGCUAUCAGUUUGUGCCCUACAGAGAAGAAUGUUGACCUUUCCACAUUUUAUCAAAACAGAGCUGCCGCCUUUGAACAGUUGCAAAAAUGGAAAGAGGUGGCACAAGAUUGUACAAAAGCUGUUGAACUUAAUCCCAAAUAUGUGAAAGCCCUCUUUAGACGUGCAAAAGCCCACGAGAAGCUAGACAAUAAGAAGGAAUGUUUAGAAGAUGUCACUGCUGUAUGUAUAUUAGAAGGAUUCCAAAAUCAACAAAGCAUGCUUUUAGCUGAUAAAGUUCUUAAACUUCUUGGAAAAGAGAAAGCCAAAGAAAAAUACAAGAAUCGUGAACCUCUGAUGCCAUCUCCACAGUUUAUCAAAUCUUACUUCAGUUCUUUCACGGAUGAUAUAAUUUCUCAACCCAUGCUUAAAGGAGAGAAGUCUGAUGAAGAUAAAGACAAGGAAGGAGAGGCUUUAGAAGUGAAAGAAAAUUCUGGAUAUUUAAAGGCCAAACAGUACAUGGAAGAAGAAAACUAUGAUAAAAUCAUAAGUGAAUGCUCAAAAGAAAUAGAUGCUCAAGGCAAAUACAUGGCAGAAGCAUUAUUACUACGAGCUACCUUCUACCUGCUUAUUGGCAAUGCCAAUGCAGCUAAACCAGAUUUAGACAAGGUCAUCAGUUUGAAAGAAGCUAAUGUGAAGCUUCGAGCAAAUGCACUCAUCAAAAGGGGCAGCAUGUACAUGCAGCAGCAGCAGCCUUUGCUCUCUACUCAGGAUUUCAACAUGGCUGCUGACAUCGAUCCUCAGAAUGCAGAUGUUUAUCAUCACCGAGGACAGCUGAAAAUACUGCUUGAUCAAGUUGAAGAAGCAGUGGCUGAUUUUGAUGAAUGUAUUAGAUUAAGGCCUGAGUCUGCUCUGGCACAAGCUCAGAAAUGUUUUGCAUUGUAUCGCCAGGCAUAUACAGGAAACAAUUCUUCACAAAUCCAAGCAGCUAUGAAAGGUUUUGAAGAGGUCAUAAAGAAAUUUCCCAGGUGUGCUGAAGGCUAUGCACUAUAUGCCCAGGCAUUAACAGAUCAACAACAGUUUGGUAAAGCUGAUGAAAUGUAUGAUAAAUGUAUUGAUUUGGAACCAGAUAAUGCCACAACAUAUGUUCAUAAAGGUUUACUUCAACUUCAGUGGAAGCAAGAUCUGGAUAGAGGUUUGGAGCUUAUCAGCAAAGCUAUUGAAAUUGAUAGUAAAUGUGAUUUUGCCUAUGAAACCAUGGGAACUAUUGAAGUGCAAAGAGGAAACAUGGAGAAAGCCAUUGACAUGUUCAACAAAGCUAUUAACCUGGCCAAAUCGGAAAUGGAGAUGGCUCAUCUGUACUCACUCUGCGAUGCUGCCCAUGCACAGACAGAAGUUGCAAAGAAAUACGGAUUAAAACCACCAACAUUAUAAAAUAGGGGGAGGGAACAUGAUCCUCUUCAACUGAACCCUAAAGACAUUGUCAUGAACUAUGUUGAAUGGUGGAACUUAGUAUUUCCUGUUUGUGCUGCUGUCAUUCGUUACAUCUGUUCCAUGUUUAGGUGUGGGAGUGGCUGCUGAAGGAAGUGUGCAGUGUUGCAGCUUUAUUCCCUGUGCAAAAGCUUACGACCUGUUAAAGGGUUACUAAAGUUGCAAAGAGUACAAAUGAU
This is a messenger RNA of Molossus molossus (Pallas's mastiff bat), 2367 nucleotides long. It is a transcript of the gene TOMM70, whose product is annotated as translocase of outer mitochondrial membrane 70. Gene Ontology annotation, molecular function: protein binding. The transcript is spliced from 12 exons. Lineage: Eukaryota; Metazoa; Chordata; Mammalia; Chiroptera; Molossidae. The record is from RefSeq and is a predicted model, not a curated record. The coding region runs from base 302 to 2131 and encodes 609 amino acids.